AUGGCUGCCGACUUGCCAUCAUUCACAUACUUCAACGUCACCAUUCCACAGGAAUAUGUCGCCCACAUCGAAACCAACAGGCCGAAGAAGAUGAACGCCUAUUUUGAGCCCAUGUGGCAGGAACUCCGCACAAUCCUAGACACCCUCUCCGUCUCGCCCUCCAUUCGCUCGAUCAUCUUCACCGGCGCAGGCCCCGCCUUCACCGCCGGCCUAGAUGUAAAAGCCGCCUCGGAGAGCCUCAGUGCUCCGGGCAAAACCUCCUCUGACCCAGCUCGCACCGCCGCCAAACUCCGCCGCUACAUCGCCGACUUCCAAGACUGCGUCACCGCCCUCGAACGCUGCGAGAAGCCUGUCAUCAUAGUCCUGCACGGCAUCUCGUACGGGCUCGCCGUGGACCUGGCUUGCGCCGCAGAUGUGCGUCUGUGCUCGGCAGACUCCCAGAUCUGCGUGAAGGAGGUGGAUAUCGGCCUCGCGGCGGACAUAGGGACGCUGUCACGGCUGGGCAAGAUUGUCGGGUCGUUCGGGUGGGUCAAGGAGGUAUGUAUGUCGGCGCGGAUAUUUGGAGCAGAGGAGGCGAGGCGGGUGGGGUUUGUGAAUGCGGUGUCCGAGACAAAGGAGGCGGCUGUCCAGGCUGGGUUGGAGAUGGCGGCUGCGAUGGCGGCGAAGAGCCCAGUGGCAGUGCAAGGGACGAAGGAGGUGUUGAAUUGGUCGCGGGAUCAUAGCGUGCAGGAUGGCCUCCGAUACACAGGUGUUUGGAACGGCGCCGCACUCCAGACAACUGAUAUCCAGCGCGCUCUUCUCUCCGGAAUUGAAAGGCGAAGGCCGACUUUUGAGAAGCUGUGA
Molecule: messenger RNA, 843 nt
Organism: Histoplasma capsulatum G186AR
Lineage: Eukaryota; Fungi; Ascomycota; Eurotiomycetes; Onygenales; Ajellomycetaceae
Product: enoyl-CoA hydratase/isomerase
Exons: 3
Coding region: 1-843 (280 amino acids)
Cellular component (GO): mitochondrion
Molecular function (GO): delta(3,5)-delta(2,4)-dienoyl-CoA isomerase activity
Source: RefSeq, a predicted model, not a curated record